Molecule: messenger RNA, 4941 nt
Organism: Vidua macroura (Pin-tailed whydah)
Lineage: Eukaryota; Metazoa; Chordata; Aves; Passeriformes; Viduidae
Product: nuclear receptor ROR-beta-like
Exons: 10
Coding region: 77-1474 (465 amino acids)
Biological process (GO): regulation of transcription by RNA polymerase II
Cellular component (GO): nucleus
Molecular function (GO): RNA polymerase II cis-regulatory region sequence-specific DNA binding; nuclear receptor activity; zinc ion binding
Source: RefSeq, a predicted model, not a curated record
CCCGCCGCGCCUCGCGCCGCUCCGGACCCCCGCGCCGCCCCAUGCGCCCCCCGGCGCCCUGACCGCGGCGGACACGAUGCGAGCCCAAAUCGAGGUGAUCCCGUGCAAGAUCUGUGGAGACAAAUCCUCAGGGAUCCACUACGGUGUCAUCACCUGCGAAGGCUGCAAGGGUUUCUUUCGGAGGAGCCAGCAGAACAAUGCCAGCUACUCCUGCUCCCGGCAAAGGAACUGCCUGAUCGACCGCACCAACCGCAACCGCUGCCAGCACUGCCGCCUGCAGAAAUGCCUGGCACUGGGCAUGUCCCGCGACGCGGUGAAGUUCGGCCGCAUGUCCAAGAAGCAGCGGGACAGCCUCUACGCCGAGGUGCAGAAGCACCAGCAGAGCCAGGAGCAGAGCGGCGGCACCAAGGAUGAGCCCGAGCCCCUGAGCCGUGUCUACACCACGAGCGUCAGCAGCGGCCUCUCGGACCUGGACGAGAUCUCCACGCUCUCUGACGGGCUCCUCUUCGACUUCCCCCUGACCCCCGAUGGCAGCAGCACCUACUACAACCUGGACCUGCUGGCCUCGGCACAGCCCUCGCCCGACCAGUCCAGCCUGGACGUGGCUGAUGCCACGCUCAUCAAGCAGGAGUCCAUCUACGAGCUGAUGCUGGAGCCGGCGCUGUUGGCACAUGGGGCACUGGAGGGUGCCCAGCUGCCCCCUGACAUCUCUGUCCUGGAGAUCGACCGGGUGGCCCAGAACGUGGUGAAGUCACACCUGGAGACGUGCCAGUACACAACGGAGGAGCUCAAGCGCCUGGCGUGGAGCCUCUACUCCCCCGAGGAGGUCCGUGCCCUGCAGAGCAAGAGCUGCGAGGCCAUGUGGCAGCAGUGCUCGCUGCAGAUCUCCAACGCCAUCCAGUACGUGGUGGAGUUCGCCAAGCGCAUCGACGGCUUCAUGGAGCUCUGCCAGAAUGACCAGAUCAUCCUCCUGAAAGCCGGUUGCCUCGAGGUGCUGCUGAUCCGCAUGAUCCGCGCGUUCAACCCCUUGAACAACACCGUCCUCUUCGAGGGCAAGUUCGGUGGGAUGCAGAUGUUCAAAUCUCUUGGCUGUGACGACCUCAUCGGUGCCGUCUUCGAGCUGGGGAGGACCCUGUGCCGCCUGCAGCUGUCAGACGAGGAGCUCGCCCUCUUCACUGCUGCUGUCCUGCUCUCCCCAGAUCGCCCGUGGCUGACCGAGUCCAAGAAGGUGCAAAAGCUCCAGGACAAGAUCUACGUGGCCCUGCAGCACGAGAUCCAGAAGAAACACUCCACUGAGGACAAGCUCUCGAAGAUGGUUUCCAAGCUGCCCUUGAUGAAGACCAUUUGCAACCUGCACUUGGACAAGCUGGAAUUUUUCCGUCUCCUGCACCCGGAGACUGCCAUGAACUUCCCCCCCCUCUAUAAGGAGGUUUUCAACUCGGAGCUUCAGUACAGCGACCCCCGGGAGAGCUAAGGCCGGCAGCCAGCGGCCCCCUUCGAGCUCCCCAAAACCUGGAGACAAACUGCACUUCAGAGCUUUGGGGCAAUUUAUUUAAAUCAAAUAAUCAAACGCAAGAGAAGCCCGGGGGGGCUGCGGUGCCUCCCUGGCCCCAUCUCCUCGCUGUGGAUUGCAAUAGCUCUUGAAUGUAAAGCACCUUGAAGGAAAAAGCAAACGGACUUUGCCAUACCAGUGAAAUGAAUGUGAAAUCUCUGCUUGGGAGAGGAGAUGCUCCUGGCAGUGGUGAGGGACCGGCUGCUCCCGGUGACACGGGAGGAGGGAGUGCCCUUCCCGCUGUCCCGGCUGCACUCUCCACCUCCGAUUUUUAUUUCUUUAUUUUUUAAUUAUUAUUUUUAUUUUAUUGUGGUUUUUUUAACCCGAACAUCAGGCAUGGGAUAAAGAAGGGGUGAUGCUGACUCAGCUGGGUUGGAUUGGGGCUGCAGCUGAGGAGAGGGCAAGGAUAGAGCCUUUGCUUUAUUUCAUCUCCCAUGGGUGCAGUGGGACCCUGGGAGCUUGGCCAAGAAAAGUCUGGCUGUGGCUGGUUGGGGAUUUAGCACAGCAUUUUCCAGUGAGGGAAGCUGGUGUGAGGGAAAAGAUGCCCACUGCAGCAGGGGAAGAGCUUUGCAGUGUCUCCAUGCCCUCCAUCACAGCAUUUUCCCAAAUUCCCAGCCAGCUCUUCGUCCAGCUGGGCGACCACCUGACUUUGUGGAGCUGGUUCAGCAGGUUCACCUGCCUUGUGCCACCUCUGUGCAUCCCAGAAGCUUUUCCAGGCCCGUGGGACUUCAUCCAGACCCCAAAUCCUGGCCAUCCCACCCCAGAGGCACCCAUGGCCACUGGGGGGGCUCCAGGGCUGUCCCUGUCCCCGUGGUGGCCGCAGCAGCGGUGGCUCUCUGGGUGCUGCUGUUGUGUGUAGUUCUCUUAUCAAUUCCUUAAAACUGCCCCAUGUUUCAGCACCCAGAGCAGGGUUUGUGACCUUUCCCCACCCAGCCCACAGCUGGUCCCAUUCCCAGGUUCCCCUUUCCCACACCACACACAGGAGCCCAGACGUGGCUGCCUGCUGCUGCAGGCUGAGCUGGACCCAGGCUUUCCCCUCAAUGAGCUCCCUAGAACUGUUAUUUUGGGAGUUGCUCCUGAGUUAGCAGGAUUUAGGAGCUUUUUAGGGGGAGAAACUGCCUGCUGGAGUCAGGGGGAAGUGAAAGGUCCUUACUCUUCCCUUUGAGGAAUAAGGCUGGGUGGAAGGAAUGUGGUGUUUGGGACCUGCUGCUCCUUUUGGGAGGCUCAAAAGGGGAUGAAGGAAGGAUUGGUGGGAUGAUGCUGUUCUUGGCCACAGCAGCAGGGGAUUCUUGAGAGACUCUGUGGCUCUGCAGAUGGAUUUUUCUGUCCCUGUUCCUGCUCCCGCUGCAGCAAAUGCCAAAAAACUACAAGGGAAAAAUCUGCUCCGAGGCAGCCCCAGUUUUGCUGACAAAGGGCUAAAAUCCCAAGCUCCUUACCUGCUUUGUGCUGAUUCCUCGUGCACCCAACCCCAUCCUCGGGCAACUCGGAUCAUCCCCGAGCGGGAGCCAAAACCUUUGGAUCCAUAACUGCACCCUUUAAACUAAACAAGCAGCUUUCUCAGUGACGUGAGGGAUAUCCCUGCUUUUAUUAAAAGACCUCCUAGGGAAGACCAUGGACCAACCUCGACGAGGGAAGACUCCCCAGGAAGCUGAUGGGAUUUCUGCUUUGCUCGAAGGCACAGGGAAAUGGGGACCGUGUUCCGCCCCGGCAGCUGCCACCGCCGCGCGCAGCCCGAGCUCCCUGCGUUUGCCAACCACAUCCCAACAGCAAACUCCCAUGGGUUUGCUGACCACAUCCCAACUGCUUCUGGGAGUAGAUUGGAGCCCACCAGCCUCAGCUCCCUCUCCGUUGGAGCCAGGUCUCUGGGAAAAGGCUGCCGGCGCUCCCACGGCCCCACGCGACGUCCAGUGCCAAUGCGUCGCUGUCCAGCGCAGCGUCCCCGGCGUGGGGAUGUGCCCGGCUCCUCUCCUGUCCUCUCCAAAGCUUGGACAGAAGAGAGAAGCCAGUGCUGCCUUUUACGUCCAGAGGGUUGUGCCUUUUUUUUUUUUUGGGAAGCAUCAUUUCCGACAGCACCGUUCACUUCCCGGGAAAAGCACCCCCAGAACAUGACUGUGCUCGGAGGGAACAGCCCGUGGGUGUUUGGGAACGUUUGGGGAAAAACAGGAAAAAAAAAAAAAAAAAAAAAAAAAAAAAGCACACACCCUUCUUUUUUGCCCUCAGUAUUCGUCAGCCAACCCAACACACACCAAUGGUCAACGCCACCGAGUUCAUUUCAUCUGGCAAAGAACCCAGGAAAGCACCUUAAUUUGGGAACAGGCCAUCACAGCGUCCAUCCCGUGGGGAGAGAUUCUGGAUUAUUCUGAGCAAUAAGAGCCCCCUCCACGGGAACCUAGGGAAGACUGGAAGUAUUAAGCACGUGUAACUCGACCUGCCAAACCGCGGGAACCUGCACUUUUCAGUUCUUUUCAGAGGAACCAACUUGAUUUGAUGAUUUUUUUGGGAGGGGAUAAAGUGAUUUGGUGUCAAUUCGGUGAUUCCUAGCCUGGGACGGAUGCCAUGCAUGGAAAGGGAUGGCAAGGGGUGGAAAGGGAUGGCAAGGGAUGGCAGCCCCUGCUUGGGGCUUGCCAGGGCUGUGCCAAGGCUCCUCACCCCUCCUGGGCCCAGAGCUUGGAGCUCGCAGGGAAAGGGCGAACGACAAAGCCUGGGCAGAAAUGCCCGAAAAAGGGAGAUUUCCCUCUCCCCUUGGCCAGUGCAGAGGGGGCCCGGGAGCCCCGAGCCCCCCGUGGCUCCGGUGCUCCGGAGACGUUCCCAUCCCAACACGGGAUGUUCCUUUCCAACAGCCCUGGGCCGCCAGCGAUGGCUCUUUUCCAGACCAAGAUUAAUUUAGUGUUUGUUUGUCUGCUCUGGCAGUUUAGCUGAGUGUCCAUUUCCACCCACAGAACCCUCACACUGUGUAUAAAGAUGGAUCAAAAAUAUAUAUAAUAUAUAUUCUUGUGAAUGUUGGUGCAAAAGAGAAAAAUAUAUAAAGUUUUGGUCGGUUUUAUGUUAUUUUUUAUCUCUAUGAAUGAAAGGAAGAAAUGGAAGACCUUUUAUUUCCAUUUACCACCCCUCCACACACACCUACCUGUAGAUACCAGCAGGUUUUAUGGAAAUGUUUUACUUUUUAGAUUUAGGAAAAUGCUUCUGUUCUCAUUGAAUGUUCUGUCUUGUAAGAUUGUAAUUUCUAUUUUUUUAAAGAAAAGAAAAUAACUAAAUAAAAUUUCCUCUUUCAGACCAGUCAGCUUAGGAAGGGAGGGCAGGGGAGGGAGAAACGUUUAUUUAAGGACAAAAACUGUUGUCGGAAUUUUUCAUAACAUUAAAUAAAAAGUAAUAUAAUGUAUGGAUGACAA